Molecule: messenger RNA, 2638 nt
Organism: Penaeus vannamei (Pacific white shrimp)
Lineage: Eukaryota; Metazoa; Arthropoda; Malacostraca; Decapoda; Penaeidae
Product: UPF0389 protein CG9231
Source: RefSeq, a predicted model, not a curated record
ACGGGGCUCUGAGCUGUAAUUCCUGUGACCCAGACAUGUACGUGCCAGAUGUCACAGGAUGGCGGCCGGGGGAUCCUUCCUCGCGCCAUAAGCACGCCAACACGGCAUUCGCUCUUGGGAACUUGAGGAAGAAGGUGUUACAAGUUGAAAGGCUGAAAGUUGAUCAGACAUGGCGUUGCGAGGAUCACUGGUCAGACUACCUCCUAUGUGGUCUCCUGUUUUGACCACAAGUCCAAGAAUCCUUGCGGUUCCUGCCAGACAGACCCAUAGCACAGAGGACAAACUCAAGGAUAUUAUCCAAGCCGCUCCUGCAACUGCGGCUGCGUGUGGUAGUGCCAAACCUGCAGGAAAGCUGGGACUGAGAGACCAUCACGUUAAUACACUGGAGAAAUACUUGCUGGUUUGGGGCGGAAAGUUCAAAAGUGUUGCCGAUGUUCCUGAAUUGGUGAGCCAAGAUGUCCUGGAACGUGCCCGUAACAAGGCAAGAAUCAAAAUCAACAUCUGGAUGGGUGUUGCAACCCUGUUUGGCUGCGCCUACAUGAUCUGGUCGGGCAAGAAGGCACACCGAGAAGGCCAGUCUCUCCUGAACAUGAAUUUGGAGUGGCACAGGAAAGUGAAUGAGGAGGCAAAGGUGGCUAAGGAGAAAGAGGCUCAUCAUGUGGACGUGGCAAAGCUGUAGAGAGGAAGUCUCGGCUUUUCAGGCAUUGAUGUAGCAUUGUUGUUUUUAUGUAUUUUUGUGUUAUAUUUAUUUCCUUUAUUAUUAUUAUUAUUUUUUUAUUGUUAUAUUUUAAUUAAGGAGUUUAGAAAAGACAGAAAGGAGAGAGUAAGCUUUCCUGAUAUGGUCUGGAGAAAUUACCUUUCAAUUAUAGGAGAGAGUGUUCGUAUCUUCCUUAAUGCUUUUUAUAUACAGCAUUUGAAUCCAUGCUUUGCAGCUGUGAUCAUAUGAUAUAAGUAAUGGCAAAACUAGGUUUGUCCACAGUUUAAUGAGUAUUUUUGUCCAAUGAGAAUAGUUUCUUAGUCUUAACUAUUUUCUUUAAAAUUCCUUUCAUCAAGUGAGUGGAUAUCCCACGGAGGAAAGUCUUAGGAGGAUAACCACUCAAUAAACCUAGCAACCUCAUUACAACAGUGACAAUCCUUAACAACUCCCCCAGUAAUUUGUGUUGUGAUGAACUGGUCAUUGAGGAGGAGGGAGACGUUGCUUUGUGAUGCAUUAACACAAUCCAGAGAAGUGUGUGUGUUCAUAAUAGGAUUCCAGGUGGACUGCAUGUGCCCAUCAAAAAUCCAUUUGCAGCACCUCAUUCACUCCUGAAAUGUUUGUCUAAUUGCUGGUUCGCACAUGGUGGGGAUAAACACUAGUGUAAGCUUUAUUAUAUGCAACAUUUUGCAAGGGAUUAUAAUUGUGUUCUGUCUGGUUGAUGCUUGGUUUUCAGUCUCUCAAAGCUUCAUCAUGGAUUUUACAAGCAUCAUCUUCAAGUUCCUUUAUCGCUAGAAAAUCAUAUAAAUAUGCCAUGUGCGGUUUCAUUUAAAAAUUCAAUAGGAAGUGAUGUAUAGUAUAUCCUCCUUAUCUAUAGGCUGUGAAUGAGCAUUUUUUAAAUAAUUACCGCCCAGUUUCCUGAAAAGAAGAUGAGAAAGAAGUAUGAUGUUUGUAUAUAUAAUAGCUUGACAUAUUAAGUGUGGCUUAGAUUUUCAAAAAAGAAAAGAGCUCCUUUAAAAGCAACUUGUGGAAGAUAUAUAUGUUUAUGAUAAGCAAGGCAAAGACCCUGAAAGUACAUAUAUUUUUUCCACUCAUAUUAUUAGCCUGCUAUUUUAAAGAGGAAGGAAAAAUAUAACAUGUGAUAAAAAAUUAACAUAAUUUCAUGUUCACAAUUUAGGGAAGGAUAAUAUGUAAAGGUAUAAUUGUAGUAACUUUUGUACUUUUUUAUCAUGUUAAUUUUGUACCAAAGAUUCAUGGACAAUAAUAUGCCUUGUAAAUGUUCAAAUGAGUGAAAAAAAAAAUCUAUUAAAUAUGGACAUCUUUUUAUUAGAUAUUUUACAUGUUAUAAUGGAAUAUAUUAGCUUUAAAUUACUCAUAUGAUAUAUAAUGAUUUAUAUUGUAGAUUUUCAUGUUAUGACAUGUAUUUUUGUAAUGUGAAUCUGAUGACAAUAAUAAACUAUAUCAAUUUUACUAUAAGUAGAAUAAAAGCUUAAUUUUUCAGCGUGUUUUUUAUGUAACCAUUUGCAGUGAAAUGUGUCACCAUUUUCUGAAACACUAAUACUUAUUUUUUACAUUUGAAGUUGCAUUUACAGGUACAACUUUAGAUAUGAAUUUGAAUUCGUGGUGAGAAUUAUCCUCUCAUUUAAGAAAAUUUGAUUGAUCUAUUUCCUUACAUGAUUAAUAACUAUUAUUCUUUCCAGUUAAACUGUCUAUUUGUUUCAUGGUAUUCUUGGAAAUUAAGUGAUUAAUAUUUGCAUUUCUAAAGUAUUAUAUAAGUAGAUAUUUUUGUGAAAUGUUUAGAGAAUGGAGUUAGAUUUUUGUUAGUUAAUUUUUGGAAAAAUAAAUUCAUAUUUUGUGAAAGUGAUAGAAAACAUAAUCUGAAGCUUAAGUCAUUUACAUUUUCACUAAUAAUAACAUUGCAAAUUGACAUUUCUUUGAAAAAAA